AUCCAAGACGGGUCGGCGGACGUGAACUCCCAAUGCCGGAUGAACGGAGCCACGCCAAUCAUAGUGGCCACAGCAUGGGGACACUCCAAGUUGGUGCAAGAGCUGGCCACCCUCGGAGCAGACGUCAUGAUCAGAGAUUUCAAGAACAGAACAGCUGUUCACAUAGCAGCUGCAAGUGGCUUCCUUGCCAUACUGAAGAUCCUUCUCGAUGGAAGCAACGACAAUGGAAAAAAGGAGCAACUGGAGUUGCUUGUGAAUAUGCCAAUCACGGGCAAAGUGAAUGACUUGAAGACGUGCAGUUUUGAUUCGUGGGUGCACAAGCAUGCCGAGCUACUUCCUCCACAGAUGCCCGAAUUGCAGAGCGGCAUUACACCCCUACAUGCAGCAUCCCAGUGGUCGAGAAGUCGUUGCGUUAAAUUUCUGCUGACCAAUGGAGCUGAUCCUGGACUCUUAGAUGACAGGGGCCUGUCACCCUUAGAUGUGGCUGGAGAGAAGAAAGUUAUCUCUCAAAGUCCAGGCAUCCAAUACGACUCAUCAAAAAACUCCUUCGAUAAUUUGACUUUAGGUGCGAGAGCUUUUACAAUAGCUGGAAAGAUGCCUUUGUUUUCUGAUAGUUCAAAAAGUGAUCUGUCCGAUGAAAGUAGUAACAGUGACAGUGAAACUAAUGAUGGAAAGUCUUCUAGUGUCUUGAGAAAGAUGUACAUUCCGCCAAUUAUAGAAGAACACGACAAAGGAGGUGCCAACAUUGAGACUACAGGAGAUGUCAUACAACUGCUCUUUGAAAAAUGGAGAAAAUCAAUAGAAAACCUGCCUGAAAUGAGUGGCGAAAAUAAUUUAAGAAUUCGUAUAAGAAGAGAAGGCGACAUAAAAAAGCCAGUUACAUGUCUUCAUACAGUUGUGAUAUCAGGAAAUAUUGAGCUACUAAAGAGCUUGUCAUUAAAAAAUGAUGAAUUUGAGGUAAACCUGAGCGCUUUUGAUAAGGAUGGGUUUACACCUCUUCACCGAGCUGUUAUUAUGAGGCGCUUAGAUAUUGUAACUACAAUUCUUGAAAAUGGCAUGCAGCAUCUAAUUAAUAUAAAUGACCUGGUAGGAAGAACUCUCCUGUUCCUAGCCGUGGAAAUAGAAUGGAUAGAAGGCAUUGACUAUUUUCUCAACAAUGGUGCUGAAUUGAGUCUGAGCUCACAGGAUAAUUCGAAUGUUCUACAUGUUGCUGCUCGACUAGGCAAUGCAGAUCUGCUAUCAGAAUUGGUGCAAUUCGACACAGGUAUAACUCUGGUAAACUCGAUAAACAACAAAAAUCAGACACCCUUAUGGAAUGCAGUCAAGAAAUCUUCAGCAGCCUGUGUCAGUCUGUUGCUGACAGCUGGAGCUCAAGUAUCAUUAUCGCAACCAAAUAAUAAAUCUCUGUUACAUAUGGCUGCUGAGAACUCAUCUCCAGAGACAUUGAGACUCCUGUUGGACUUUGGUGAGAGGACGAUGGUGUCAGAAAUGUUCGAAGGGAUGACCCCUUUGCAAUUGGCCUGCAGGAAAGGACUUGUUGAUUGUGUGAGAGUGCUCAUAGAGUAUGGAGGUGAUGUCAAACAGAAGACUGGUGUGGUUGGUGACUACUUGAUUUCGAGAGGAACGUGCCUUCAUUUGGCGGCAAGGUAUGGACAUUUGAAGGUUGUGGAGUUUCUGGUACAGUUUGACAGAUCAUUACUCAGCAUCCCCAAUGAUGAUAACUGGUACCCACUGCAUGUGGCUGCAAGAUCGGGAAAAGUUGAUUGUGUCCAUUUUAUGAUUGUUCAUGGGGCUGAUCUAUCGAAGCAAGUGGUCGAUCGAGCUGGGAACCCUAACACUGCCGUGGAUCUCAUAGCCUGCUUCAUCCCUCAACCACACACUUUCUUCCAACGAAUCUUCGAUGAAUCUAUUGAGACAAAUGGACACCCUACCAACCACAUCCACUGCCAAAUCAAGUACAAAUACAAUGUUCUGAUACCUUCAGACAGGGAGAAAAGACAGCUCAAAGCUCUUGUUUCGCUGAUCAACAUAAAUAAUGAUUAUUUCCUGGAGAAGACACUUUUACACCCAAUGAUCGAAAGUUUUCUGUAUCUGAAAUGGCAAAGAUUGAAAAUAUUUUUUAUAGCAGUCGUCUUGUUGUAUGUUACUUUUACUGUAUCAUUCACUGCUCUAUCUGUUACAAUGUUGGAGAGAGUUACGAAUAAUAAUAAUCAGAGCACCCAGCAAAAUAAUCCCAUCAUCAGUUUUGUCAAGGAAUAUGUUUCGAGUUCUCCUCUGGUCUCAUCGGAAUCAGUUGUUAUGUUCAACAAAUUACUGGCAUUGGGUUCUCUACUGAUAAUUGGUCCAGUGGAGAUCUAUCAAGCAUUAACACUGCGACGUUGCUAUUUCCUGAAAAUUGAGUCAUGGUUGAAAGCAACGAUAAUGGUUCUCACAGUUUGGACACUUGUGUUGGAUUCUGACUCAGACAUGCAAACUAGAUCUUCGAUUUCAGCAGUCAUCAUACUGUGCUCAUGGUCUGAGCUGCUCUUCCUUCUGGCCUGUCUCCCAAAUUGGGGCUUCAGCAUUCUCAUGUUCUGCAAAGUAGCUCAGAAUGUGAUAAAGGUGCUGGUCACCUUCUCCUGCCUUAUAGUUGGCUUCAGCUUUGCUUUCAUGGUAUUAUUUCAAUCCUCAGAGCCGUUCGUGUCAUUUUGGCUCUCAUUUUUGAAGGUCAUGGUGAUGAUGACUGAGUACGACUACGGUGACUUGUUCAGUGCGAGAGAAGGACAGGACUAUUUAGCGAGAACUAUAUUCCUGGUUUUCCUCAUACUAGUGUCUAUUGUUAUGAUGAACCUCAUGGUGGGCAUAGCUGUUAGUGAUAUAGCAUUACUUGAGGAUCAAGGAAGAGUUAGUAGAAUAAUUAAGCAUAUUGACUUUUUAGAUUUGCUCGAAGAGUUAGUUUACAAUGAUGUGUUUCUGAAAAUAAUGCCCAAAAGAGCAGGAAGGAGCCUCAAAAGUAUGCGUGCGGCUCCUUCGUAUUUCACAUUCAAAAUUAGACCGCUGAGAAACAGCAGAAGCAUUCUUCCUCUAAGUCUUCAUCAAUCAAUGAUUAAUAAAGUUGAUGAGCUUUACAAAAACAACUACAACUACAACUCAUGUCCAGAAACAUCCAUGAAUGUAUCAUGUAAAAAUGAUCUUAGAACUGAAAAGCCGGUUGAUUCCAUCUGCGAACACUGUAAAUCAAACGUAUCCGAAUCCAAAUUACAAUGUAUUCUUGAAGAAAUUGCUAAAUUGAAAGAUGAAUUGCAGUCAAUGAAGGAUCAGUCAUUGGCUCAUUGAUGUGAUAAUAAUGAAUUGAUGUUUCACGCUAUCAAAAUCGCAGAUUUUCUUGAAUGACUCUUCAAAACCGAUUUGAUUCCUUCCUUGUCACAUUUUCAAUUCAUUUCAUAUUCUGAUGCAUUAAAUAAUGAUUGAAGAAAUUAAUGACUUGAGUGACAAUUUUAUUAUCAUUCAUGAACUCUUUAUAAUCCAUGAUGUGCAAAGUUAUGAUGCACAUGAUUAUAGAGUUGAGAACCAAUAAAUGAGAACCUCUAUCGUACAAACACAUUAUUGAAAGUGACGUGAUUCAUGUAAUUCUAAAGUUGUUUCCAGCUUGUAACCAACUGUGAUCCAACUGUUCAUAACAUGCUAACUGUGAUGUGAACAAACUAAGUUGGAAACGAAUGUAGAGAUUAAACUAUAGUGAGUUAUACUAAUGUAUAUUUUUUAUCUUUGUAUUUGAACUUUAAAUAAAUUGUCUGCCAUUUUCUUGUUUCAAAAGAAAA
Nilaparvata lugens (brown planthopper) is the source of this 3800-nucleotide messenger RNA. RefSeq names its product transient receptor potential channel pyrexia. Lineage: Eukaryota; Metazoa; Arthropoda; Insecta; Hemiptera; Delphacidae. Gene Ontology annotation, molecular function: monoatomic ion channel activity; protein binding. The record is from RefSeq and is a predicted model, not a curated record. Gene Ontology annotation, biological process: monoatomic ion transport; transmembrane transport. Gene Ontology annotation, cellular component: membrane. Bases 40 to 3315 code for a protein of 1091 amino acids. The transcript has 7 exons.